ACUUAGUCAUUUGGGAUUCAGCCUUAUGUUUAUAACCAAACUCCUCUGAACUGGAUUGAAUUCGGUUUGUUUUUUGUGACACAAAUGGGAGGUUUCAUACAGUGCUAUGAUCUUAAAUCCAGUGUUCUGGUGCAGCAAGUCGCCAUCACUGACCCUGAGCGCGCAGAGGAGAAACACUGACACUUACACAUCCAUGUCAGGACUCCAUACUGCUUUAAAGUCACCGUGGAAACCCUGUCCUCCAGCCCGAAUCUGUUAACCAUGAGCGGAGAGACACACCGCCGUCGUUUCCGCUUGUAACCCGCUCAGUUUCCGUCAUGAGCUCGGACAUGGAGGCAGAGAGCUGGGCUGAGUGCAUGGAUGUGGCCGUGAAGACAGCGCUCAGAGCCGGCCAGAUGGUCCGGGUGUCCAUGAUGCAAGAGAAGCGUGUGAGCAGUAAAAGCACUCCGACAGACCUGGUGACAGAGGCUGACCAGCAAGUGGAGGAGCUGAUCAUCUCCACGCUCAGGGAGCACUUUCCCUCACACAGGUUCAUUGGAGAGGAGUCAUCUGCUGCAGGAGAGAAGUGUAUUCUCACAGAUAACCCUACAUGGAUAAUAGAUCCUAUUGAUGGCACUUGUAACUUUGUUCACAGUUUUCCCAUGGUUGCAGUAAGCAUUGGCUUUGCAGUAAAGAAACAGCUGGAGUUUGGUGUCAUAUACCACUGUUUGGAUGGAACGUUAUACACUGGAAGGAGAAGUCACGGGGCAUUUUGCAAUGGAGUCCGACUCCGCGUUUCAAAGGAGAAAGAUGUUUCCAAAGCCCUAAUUCUAACAGAGAUUGGGGCAAAGAGAGAACCUCACACACUGGAUAUCUUUUUGGGGAACAUGAAGCAGUUGCUGAGUGCACCAGUCCAUGGAGUAAGGAUCAUAGGCAGCUCAACUCUAGCACUGUGUCAGGUUGCGACCGGAGCAGCUGAGGCGUACUACCAGUAUGGUCUACACUGCUGGGACAUCGCUGCAGCAGCGAUUAUCAUCACUGAAGCAGGCGGCUGUGUGAUCGACACCACAGGGGGUCCUCUUGAUCUCAUGUCUCGCCGUGUUGUAGCUGCUGGCUCCCAGGAGAUAGCAGAUUACAUCGUCCAGCGGCUCAAGCCAAUCAACUACGGACGUGAUGACGAUGACCCUUGACCCAGUGACCGGCCUUGAGCCCUUCAUCAGCAAAUCUCAGCCUUUUACCUCAAAUCCCUACAAUCCUGCCAUUUUAUCUGCAGUGUCCUUUAUGCAAUGCCCUUUUUUUAUAGAGUUCAUGAUUUUUUUCCCCGUAUCUCCACCGGAGGACUAAAGUAAUGCCUUAUAUUGCAGUUCCUGAGGAAAUAUAUGAGUGAACAAACUGAAUCUAAAAACUUACCGCACUGCAUGUUCCUGAGCAUUAGAAACAAUAACCAUUAUAUAAUAACACUAAAUUAGCAUAACGUAAACAUAUAAAAACGAUCAUCAUUGUGUUUAUUUAUUAACACCAGUGUGAACAGCUUUGCUUAUAUAAUUUACUGCGUGUUGUCGCUUGCAUGGGCAACGAAGUUCAUUGUAUUCCUACAGCUUCAGAUGUUAGGUUUGGGAUGGACAGUUUGUCACACAGUACAUGCUGUUCUGUAGCAAACGAAAAAGCAUUCAACGUAAGGAAUUGACGUUUCCUGCUGUGGGUCCAGUAUUUUAUUAUAGUGAAUAAUGCACAAGAAUAAUCUCAGUGUAGCUCCCAUAAAGCCUUCACCUUGUGGCAGGAAUAUGAAGUGGAUUAUUCUUUAUACCAUAAAGCCACAGCACCUGUGGAUAAAUAGAUGCUGUGGAUAGAACGUUCAGGAGUAAUUUCACUUGGAUUAAAUGAUUCAACCAAAAAGAACAUUCAGGAAAUUAUCACUAUGCCUACACACUAAAAUGCUUAUUUCUUUGAAAGUGCAUUAAGAGUGUACUAUAGUCACUGUAACAGCUUGCAAUGAUUACUAUGCUGUCAUUUUUUUAGUAACCCAUCACUACAUGCAGACUCCAUAUGUACUACCCUGCCCCUACCCCAGCUCAUUCAGGCAGGAAUUUGAAUUAUCCACUCAGCCAAUCACAGCGCAAUGCACAAACUAAUGCAGUCAAGGGCCUCAGUUAUUGUUCACAUCAGAAUGAAGAAAAAAUGCGUUUUUGGUUACUUUCAACUAAAGCGUGGUUGUUGGUGCCAGACAGGUUGGUUUGAGUAUUUCAGAAAUUGCUGAUCUGAGAUAAAGGACAUUUGAGUAGACCAGGGGUGUCCAGUCUUAUCCGGAAAGGGCCGGUGUGGGUUUUCAUUCCAAUCAAGCAGGAACCACACCUAAUUAGUUGAUCUUGGCUUUCAAUAGACUAUAAGGUGUGGCUUCUGCUUGGUUGGAAUGAACAUCUGCACCCACACCGGCCCUUAGUGGACUACACCCCUGGUGUAUACUGUCUUCAUGAACUGUAAUUAAGGUUUUAGUCUGAGUUUGAGUGGCCAGUGUGUUUGGCUUUUAAAUGUAGGGGAUUCCCAAAGCUAAUCUGCUGUUUUAAUAUUCAUGGUUUACCUUUUUAUGUAUUUUAUAAUAGGCUACUACACAAACAACAAUUUGUGCCCUUUAAGGGCAGUACCUCUGUGUGUGUUAGAAGAAUAUUUCCUUCAGAUCCCAUCUCUUGUUGUGAACUGAAAACUAAUGUACACAUAGUACUCCUCUUUUAUUGCCUAAAAGUUAGCACCUGUAUGAAUUUUUUGGCGGUCAUGCAGUCAAUAUCCACUGUGUGUUUCAAUUAAAUUAUAAAUAAAGUUUGAAGACAUGAUGACUAA
This is a messenger RNA of Ictalurus punctatus (channel catfish), 2814 nucleotides long. RefSeq names its product inositol monophosphatase 2 (gene impa2). The transcript is spliced from 8 exons. Lineage: Eukaryota; Metazoa; Chordata; Actinopteri; Siluriformes; Ictaluridae. Gene Ontology annotation, biological process: signal transduction; phosphatidylinositol phosphate biosynthetic process; inositol metabolic process. Gene Ontology annotation, molecular function: inositol monophosphate 1-phosphatase activity. The record is from RefSeq and is a predicted model, not a curated record. Bases 318 to 1169 code for a protein of 283 amino acids.